Andrographis paniculata is the source of this 908-nucleotide messenger RNA. RefSeq lists its product as uncharacterized. The coding region runs from base 202 to 801 and encodes 199 amino acids. The transcript is spliced from 4 exons. Lineage: Eukaryota; Viridiplantae; Streptophyta; Magnoliopsida; Lamiales; Acanthaceae. The record is from RefSeq and is a predicted model, not a curated record.
ACACUCUGUUUCGUUUUCUGCUGUAGCUAUGGCGGAAACGGAAGUUUGGUGAGGAUGUGUUUGCAAUAUGAAAGACUUCAGGGGCCAGGUGAAAUAAAACAUAAAUUGGGGGACUGUAUGUAAUAAAGGACAGAUGGAAUUGAAUUUGAGAGACCUGCGAACUCAAUUGCCCUAAGAUUAACACGAUACGUUACAGAGGAGAUGAAGAUGCUUUGUUCGGACAGACCGCCAUUGAUUCAGCUUCUUUUAUGUAUAUUUUCGAUUGGCUCCAUGCGUCUAUCGGUCGCUUACAAUUCAGAAUCGACGGAAAUGAAGGGGAGAAGCCUGAUGGGGAUCAAGGAGACGCCGGAGGGAGGAAACGUUACCUUUGAUUGCACGCCUUCGGGGCCGUGCAUCCCCUGCUCUCACGCGGAAAAGAGUGAUGAAAAAUACCACUGUGGCGAAACUGGAUAUCGGAUUCGUUUGAAAUGUUUACCCACCAGAUCAACUUCAAAAGAUGAGAAAAGCAAGAAACCGGAGAAGACAAGGUCUACUCUGGAGAGAUAUUUAGGUGUUUCUUCGACAAACCGAAGAAGAUUGGUAACUGAUUCAUCAAAAUCAGGAGGUGGAUCAACUGCAUAUGUCACAUACAGAAGCUGCAUACCUGCUGUCAAUGAAGAAAGAUUGUCAGUGCUCGGCUUUGAGGCACUUAUGUUGGCUUUGCUUUUAGGCAGCGGCUCCUUUAUAUACUUAAGGCGAAAGCGAAGCAGCCUCGCAGCUGGCGGUGUUCCGAUGAGAAUCCCAACCAGUUCAAGAUUUUAAUCUCAAACUCAUUUUUUGCAUACUUGCAAUAUAUUUUUUGUGAAAAUUGCUACCAAAUGUGACAGCCCAAAACUUGUUUCUAUGUAACUUUUGAUUUUUUCCUGCAA